Molecule: messenger RNA, 234 nt
Organism: Thlaspi arvense
Lineage: Eukaryota; Viridiplantae; Streptophyta; Magnoliopsida; Brassicales; Brassicaceae
Source: the annotation of a GenBank genome assembly
AUGGAUUUGACGUGGUUGAGUGCGCUAAUCGUUGGAGCUGCACUUGGAUUCUGCAUUGGCACUCGUCGUUCCAAACCCGUUGUGGCUGUUGAACGGGAUAGCAAAAAUCAACUAAAGGGUCCUCUCGAGAUCGAGAAACUCGCUGAUAUUCUCGAUGAUUUCAAAAUGGUUCUUUACUACAUUUGUCACUCUCUCCCUCUACCUCUAUACGUUAUUCGAAAGACGAGAUGUUGA